This is a messenger RNA of Danaus plexippus (monarch butterfly), 1625 nucleotides long. It is a transcript of the gene Kr-h2, whose product is annotated as Krueppel homolog 2. Lineage: Eukaryota; Metazoa; Arthropoda; Insecta; Lepidoptera; Nymphalidae. Gene Ontology annotation, biological process: endoplasmic reticulum tubular network organization; membrane organization. The record is from RefSeq and is a predicted model, not a curated record. The transcript has 6 exons. The coding region runs from base 162 to 935 and encodes 257 amino acids. Gene Ontology annotation, cellular component: membrane; endoplasmic reticulum.
UAGAUGUAAGGUGAUGUGACGUCACAGAUAAGACGUGUGUCACUUUCCGCUGUCAUUUCUACAAAUCAUGUUCAUGGAUUGCAUUUCAUACUUUUUAAAUUAAUUACGGAAGAUAAAUAGUUGUUAUAAUUGUUUUUAAGGCGUUGUUAUAAUAUAAGAACAUGGCUGAACCCAAUCCUCAAGCGGGAGACACCGGCCCACCAAAGGGCAUCCCAGCUCUUAAAGCACAUGUGAUCGCCAACAAAAUAGAUGUGGCCCUGUGGGGUAUCAGACUGCUCACUGUAUUAUGUACUUUCGGAUAUGUACUGCCGGUGUUCAACAAUUCCGUAUCAGCUUUCUACAAGGCGCUCCUCGCCAACGCGGCCACAUCAGCUCUGCGGCUGCACCAACGUAUCCCGGCGAGAGAGAUCUCUCUCUCCCGGGAGUUCGUCAACAGGUUCUUCCUUGAAGACAGCGCUCACUACCUUUUCUACUCGUUGAUAUUCAUGAACGUGGCGCCAAAUUUGUUGAUACUCACGCCGAUCUUCCUAUUCGCUCUGUUGCACGCGGCGUCCUACUCUCUCACGAUACUCGACACCCUGGGACAGAACUCGAUGUGGGUCGCUCGUCUCCUCAUCUCACUGGUGGAGUUCCAGUCCAGGAACAUCCUGAGAGUGGCCGCCCUCGCUGAGAUCGUGCUGUUCCCGCUGGUGGUCUUUAUGGCGCUAGUGGGGUACUGCGGCCUCAUGACGCCGUUCGUGUACUACUACUUCGUGACGUGGCGCUACACGUCCCGCCGCAACCCCUACACCCGCAACACGUUCCGCGAGCUGCGGGCGGCGGCGGAGCGCGCGGCCUCCAAGCCGGCCCUGCCCGGAGCCCUGCGCUCCGCCAUCCUCGCGGCCGUGCAGCUCGUGUGCCGCCUCGCGCCGCCCGCCGAGCCCCAGCCGCAGUGACACGGAACAGACCACACAAAACACAGAUUCGAGGUUCACAGCCACAGAUAAUAAAUAUUUAAUAUACACACAACAACCUGCUCGUCCGCGACACACGAAUACCCGGACCUUAUAUGACUCGCCUUGUGACCCGUCACACACAGGGGAAGAGGUGUCGCAUACACAGGGCGUCCCUAGUGUGGGGUGUACAGGGGGCUUAUGCAAAAAAUAAUUCAAUUGUAUUUCUACACUAGUGCUCGUGGACUGUGAUCGUUUGUUCGUCUUAUCUUUGAUAGGACUGUCCCAAGUUUCAAACCGCUCUGUAAUCAGUUCGUCUCACUCUCGGUCCAUCGUCCGCUAGCGUCCUGUGUCGCGAGUAUUUGCAAGUAUUGUUAACGGGAUAAAAUGGUAUUAUGUUAAGUUUAAUUUAAUUUGUGAAGCGAGCAACGUUGGUCCAAUUUAAGUUAGAUGAUAGUGGAAUAUAUUAUAUACACCGCCGCCGGCCGAUAAUGAUUUUACUGUACGUGUCUUAUAAAUGAAGUCGCCAGCCGUCCGCGGGUGCGCGGGCGCCGCGGGGUGGGGACACGGGGGACACGAGGCGGCGCAUGUUGUACGAGUCAUGAGUUACAUUUUUGUAAUUUGUAUUAAGUAUCAUUGCACGUGGUUUGGGAUGAAUGUAGCUUGGAUUUAUAAUAAAAUGUUGGAUACAAA